Electrophorus electricus (electric eel) is the source of this 2164-nucleotide messenger RNA. RefSeq lists its product as uncharacterized. NCBI's taxonomy places the organism in Eukaryota, Metazoa, Chordata, Actinopteri, Gymnotiformes, Gymnotidae. The record is from RefSeq and is a predicted model, not a curated record. Gene Ontology annotation, cellular component: membrane.
GGGUUAAAAAUACAUCACACCAGAGCACUCCCAUCACAUCAGAUACUGCACGUGGGUGCCAUUUCGUAUAAAAGACAGCGCUAAAUAAGUUUUCCGGGAGCCAGCCUACCCAAUUUCGCCCUGUCGGAAUAACCUCCCAUUGCAUCAACACUGCCGCAUCGUUUUCGGCUGGCUGCGGCGACCCCUCCUCGAUUUCUGAACAACUGCUCUGCAUAACUCCAGUGAACUGCAAGUCCCGCCUCGACCAAGCAGGAUGUCGCUGUAUGCCUCUCAAAUUAAAGCGUUUAAAAGCGCGGAACCAAAAACCCUUGGGGCAGUGGAGAUCAUUAUUGGUGCACUGACAGUCACUCUGAGUACAGUUGUAUAUAAGCUGCACUAUCAUAUCCAGCGGGAGAUCAUCAUCCUUAUCGUAAAUGGUGCUCAGCUCAUUAUUACUGGAAUUCUCCUGGUGCAUGCUGGUCGGAGACCUUCUAAAUGUCUGGUGGGUACAAACAUUGUUUUGCAGUUGGUGACUGCUGCAUUUGACAUUGUUGGAUUUGGUCUCAUAGCCAGACAAUUGCCAUUCCGAGGAGAGUCGUACUAUUACAGAGACACUGAGUGGUGUUGUGACCCACGCCAUUCAGUUUGGAAUUGCUGUGGAGAAGGAGAGAAAGAGGGGCAUAAGGAGUUUUUGGUGAAUGGCAUUCUGGGCACACUGAUUGGUUCUCUGGUGUUGGCAUGUAUUAUCGGUUUGGUUGUGGCCCUUUUAGGAGUGUAUGCCUUGUCUGUUAGUGCCAUUAAGGAGAUGACACCUAUUCCAAAUGCCACAAUAAACCCACACUAUGGUUCUGGAGAGCCGGCCAGGUCUGCUAUGCGUGCUGGGAACUGACAAGACAAAAUACAUUCAUGGGAAAAAAUAAACAAUUUUAGCACAGUUUCAUACCAACUAAAUAAGAAGACUGUUCAUUCACAAAACUAUUCACAGCUAAAGAAAAAAGGUUUUGUGAAAAUAUAAACAAUUUCUAUGUAUGUUAAAAAAAGCUAGCUGUCUGUUUGGCUGUUUCCUCACUUUAGGCUCUGAGAUAUGUAGAAUUUUGGCUUAGCUAAAUAGUUGUUAGGACCUCAUUCAUUUUGAACUAAUAGACAGUAGCUUCUUUGCAUGAAAUUGUAGAAUCAACAAGUAAUAGAAGUAAAUGUGGUAUGAUUAUUUGGAACUGUAGAGUAAGUCUUUUGAAAUGAUAAACCACAUUGAAAAGAGGCAGAUUACUCGAAGAACCCAUGUUUGUGCUAAGACUGCUAUAGGAACACAAAAACUAUGAGUGAAUAGGUGCAUAUUUGAACAAGGCAAGUCUGCGCUGUAGAGCUGACAUCAUUUGCAUGAAACAUCAGUUAGGUCACAAAUUUAAUAAAAUGGGAAAAUACUGAACAACUUUUAUAAAGCUUUCUCUGCAAAAAAAAGAACAGUGCCCAUCAAGAAAUUGAACUGUAAAUGACACAUAAAAGACAUAGUAAACAAAACUGCAUAUUCCUUUUCGGUUUACAUACAUAACCUGUCAUUGUAUCUACUUACUUGCUGUUUGAUAUGACAUCAUGAUGUUUGGAUGUCUAGAUUUUUUAUACUCUUCACAAAUGUCUCAAUUGUGUUUCAGAUAUUAUAGAUAAUAAUGUUAAUGUGACAAAUUAAUCAGUGGCACUGUGUUUAUAAAUAUUUUCUUUUUACUCAACAGUUUUUGCAGAACAGUGGAAGCUUGAUAAUUAUUGUCCAGUAUAAUCUAUAAUAAAGGAAAAUGUCAGAAUCAUCUAAACAUCGGAAAAUGACUGGCAUUGCUUGGCUUUUUUUGUCAUCUUGUUUUAUCUUUACUGAUACUUCAGGAAAGCUAUGAUGACUGCCAACUUUGUAAGUGCCACCACUUGUGACCAAAAUUAUGGACACUAAUAACAAUAAGUCAGAGGUUGAACCCUCAUUCAAGGGCUCAACUGGUAUUGUAAAAUCUUGGAUGCAUGUGUUGUCAGUUCACAAUACUGUUCGCGUCAGUAUGUCAUUGCCUUUGUGACAUCAUGUGAGAUUUACAUUGUGCCUGUAUUAGACGACCUCUUUAUAUGUAGUGAUGUAAAAAAAUGUAGGCAGUUUCAUGUGUGUUUGUGAAUGAUUGAUAUUUACAAUAAAUAUGAUUUACUAGACAAA